AUGUGUUCGAAAUUGAUUUCUCUCAUCGAGCCUGUUGUAGCCUGUAGCCAGAUAGCUAGUGCUCUGUAUGAUACUGCUCUGCUGAUGGUGGUGAAGGAACUCUGCAACUUGAACUCGACCCUCAGGGGCCAGGAGCACAGCUACCAGGGAGGGGUGUCUCACUUCUACAUGAUCUACAACCUUGUGGCUGGCCUGACCUCCCUGAUCUUCACCUGCACGCUGGCCAGGCUGGGAGACCGCCGUUCCAGGAAGCUCACCAUAUGUGUGCCUCUCCUGGGCUAUCUGAUCUCCAGGGCUCUGCUUCUCCUCACUAUCUUGCUCAGGCUGCCUUUAGAGGUGAUGUUCGGAGCGGCUGCACUGUACGGUGUGAGUGGUGGCUUCACUGCCUACUGGACCGGUAUCAUGGCUAUAGCCUCAGUUACUUCCUCAGAAGGGAGCAGGGCCACCAAGCUCAUUACAGUUGAGCUGGUCUAUGGGCUAUCAGGCUUACUGGGAAGCUUGGCAUCUGGUCACAUCUUUAUCCAUUUCAAGAUCUCCCAUUAUCAGGGUGCUGCCCUGGUCUGUCUUUGUCUUGUUCUUUACACUUUAAGCUUGCUUUAUAGCAUUUUUGUGCUGAAGGUCCCACCUGAACAGUCAGAACCCGGGACUCUGAGGAACCAGCAGCCUGAUAGCAGAGGCUUUCCUGAACCUGGACCAGGUGACACAAGCCAGCCUUCAGAUGGAUCACCAUCGGUCAGGCAAUCCCCAGCUGAGACAUCUAACUGUUUGGCUGACAGCGGGCAAGGAUACCCGAGAACUGUGGACAGGACUCCCUGGGAGACUUCAGGAUUACCAGAUGACCAGGACAACACAAGCUCUCCAAUUGCAAGCAGUGUUUCUGUGGAUAUAUUCACUCUUGGGCUGCUGCUUGCGGGUGGAGUGUUGUUUGAGUUAGCAGUGACAGGUGGAAUAGAUGUGCUGUCCAUAUUUGUGCUAAAGGAGCCUCUCAGUUGGAAUGCUGUCUGGGUUGGAUAUGGGAAUGCUGCAGGAUAUUGCACAUUCAUGACCAGUUACUUGGGAGUCAGGUUCUUUUCCAGGUGUAUGAAGAAUACUUCCUUGAUAGUGAUCGGAAUGGUAUCCUUUUCCUCAGGGAUACUGAUCAUGGCAUUCGUGAAGUGGACUUUCCUCUUUUUUAUUGCCCGAGCUGUGAUGAUGUUUGCUCUUAUUCCACUGCCUACAAUAAGAGCGGUCAUCUCUAAGCAAAUACAAUGCACUUCUUAUGGAAAAAUGUUUGCCAUGCUGCAGAUCUUGCUAACGCUGACAAGCAUCAUUGCCUCGACCCUCUUCAUCCAGAUUUACAGAUCGACUAAGGACUGGUUUCCAGGAUUCUGCUUUUGCCUGUCUACUAUCAUCAGCUGCUUAAGUAUAAUUCCUAUAAUCUUUGUGGUGCGAAGGAUGCCUGAAAGGUCUGGUUACACCCGGAUCCCAGGAAACUGAUGUAAAACACAGGAAGAGAGAAGAAAAAGGGGUAAAAUUUGUGACAUUUCACAAUGCAGCUACAUGCAAUGCAUUUCACAAUGCAGCUCUUACAUGCAGCUAGAUUGACUUUACCGCAACAGAAAACUAACCCAAAUGGUCACAGUGUUCUGCUGUGCAUUUGAUUAAGGCCGUUAAGUGCUUCAACUUCGAUUCUCUUCAAAUCAUGCAAGUGCAGUGUGCUGCAAUAGAUGCUUUUAACCUUCUUGACCUUGUAAGCACGAUGUCAAAUGGAAGGAUUAUUAAACCUAACUCCAUUACUCAGUAAUGUUAUUGGCACUAUUUAAUUCAUUGUUGUGUAUAUUUUUAAGAAGCGUCGUCAUGUAGAUCAAGGAUAUCAAGGCCUUGGAGAGGGUGCAGAGGAGAGUUACCAGAAU
Messenger RNA from Callorhinchus milii (elephant shark), 1892 nucleotides. RefSeq names its product thymic stromal cotransporter homolog. Gene Ontology annotation, cellular component: membrane. The record is from RefSeq and is a predicted model, not a curated record. Lineage: Eukaryota; Metazoa; Chordata; Chondrichthyes; Chimaeriformes; Callorhinchidae. Gene Ontology annotation, molecular function: transmembrane transporter activity. Gene Ontology annotation, biological process: transmembrane transport. The transcript has 4 exons. The coding region runs from base 1 to 1476 and encodes 491 amino acids.